This is a messenger RNA of Myotis davidii, 1499 nucleotides long. It is a transcript of the gene BTBD16, whose product is annotated as BTB (POZ) domain containing 16. NCBI's taxonomy places the organism in Eukaryota, Metazoa, Chordata, Mammalia, Chiroptera, Vespertilionidae. The transcript has 13 exons. The record is from RefSeq and is a predicted model, not a curated record. The coding region runs from base 1 to 1422 and encodes 473 amino acids.
AUGGUGGCAGGGUGUGUGACUGGGAAACCAUUUUCUCUCUUGUCUCCCAAGAAGCACCGAGCUCGGCCAGAGCGCCAGGUGGCCGGCUCGACCAACCGGUGGCGCCUCCCCAGCGAGCCCUUCUCCCGGGACCUGCUGGCGCUGUCCCAGAUGUGCAAGGCCAUGUGCUUGGACGUGGACGACACGCUGCAGGCCCCGGACAGGGGCGCUGCGGGGGCGGCCCAAGGGCAGGUGUGGCAUCCUGCUAACGCCUGGGCUUUUGUGUGUUUUCCCUCGAGGCUGUACACCCCAAAGAUUCAGACAAAAUGCCAUGGGACUCUGAAGAAGGCUGUGCCGAGCGGGGAUGGAGUCGUGACUCUCGAGUGCCUGGGCUUCCAGUGGGAGCUGCACCUGCCCCAGCUCUUCCAGUCUGAGACGCUCUGCUGCCGUCUGGGGCUGAGUGGGACCCUCCAGGCGGCCGGGGCCCGGGACCAGCAGUUCUGUCUCUGCAGGUGCGUGGCCAUCAUGGUCCAGGGGCUCUCGCCAAGCAACGUCGCCAACUUCUACCAGGCAGGCUGCAAGUACAAGGAGGAGCCGCUCAGCGCCUCCUGUGAGCAGUGGAUGGAGAUAAACUUGGUCCCCGAGGUGGGGAGGCAGAUCCACCUGCAGAAGAUCCCCAAGGAGCUGCUGUUCAAGGUGCUGCGGUCCCCCAGAUUGUUCGUUUUCAGCGAGUUCCACCUUCUGAAGACGCUGCUCUUGUGGGUGUACCUGCAAGUGAACCCGCAGCUGCUGGUGCUGCCCACCCACGAGGACAUGAUGACCUUCUUCAGCAGCUUCCCCAAGAAGACCUGCUUCCUGGACCAGGACAUGGAGCACGGCUUCACGGAGCUCUUCCGCUGCCUGCGUCUGCACGGCAUCAUCAGAGGCCGGGACCUGGACGUGCUGAGGCACCUUAACUUCUUCCCGGAGUCCUGGCUGAUCCGGGUCACUGCCAACCAUUACCACGCGAUGGAGUGUGGGGGCGACAUGGCUUUCGCGAAAGACCUCACCCACCAGGCGGUGAGGUUCGGGCUGCUCUUCUAUAAGGAGUACACGACGUAUUCGGAAAUGAUUGCCAUCUACGGGUUCUACUUUUCCAUGAAGGGCAUCCGAAACAGCAGCACCUCCUACAGCUUCUACAUGCAGAGAAUCAGGCCGGCGGACGUGGGGUUCCCCUCCGAGGUCUGCGAGCACGGCCUGGUCAGCCUGCAGCCCCAGCGCCUGGUCAGGUACGAGAUCAGGGCGCAUGCAUGGGUGGACGGCCAGUGGCAGGAUUUCAGGACCAAGCCCGUCAUGCAGAAGUUCCAGUUCGUCAGGCCGACAUGCAAGAGCCAAGUCUUGCAAAUCCAGACUGUGGGCAGUCCCAUCUACGUCAGCUUCUCAUUCAUCUUCCCAGCGUCUUGACAGCUUCCAGAAGAAUCUACGGAGUGUUUUCUCUCCCACCGCUCUGCAUAAAGGAGAAUAAAGUGAUGUUGAAGGGA